This is a messenger RNA of Caenorhabditis angaria, 1676 nucleotides long. NCBI's taxonomy places the organism in Eukaryota, Metazoa, Nematoda, Chromadorea, Rhabditida, Rhabditidae. The record is from the annotation of a GenBank genome assembly.
AUGCAUUUGGAAAAUUUGAAGGAAAUUGUGAUUUCCUGUAUAUCUGAUGAUCUUCCAUUCAUUGAUAAACAUCAGGUUAGUAAUCAGUAUCUAUUAUCGAAGCGGUACCACGCGCUGCACCGAAAUAAACACGCAACGCAGACCGCGUCGCGCCACAACACACAAAUAAGGGAACGAUUCAAAUUCCCUCCAUUUUUGUGUGUGUGUUGUGGCGCGGCGCGGUCUGCGUUGCGUGUUUAUUUCGGUUUUCGAUAAUAAGUAAGUUUUUUUUUAGCUUUUGAGUAUCGACAAAAUUGACCUAGCACCGGGCAUCAAUUUCAAAUCAAAUGAUUUAUUCGAUUUCAAAGGGAAACAUGUGUCUGUUUCCAUCGAUGAUUUCAACAAGGAUAAUUUUAAAAAAUAUCUGGAAAUGUUAAAAAAUGGGCAGAUUACUGUGGAAUGUGCUGAAAUUUAUGAGCCAAUUCUUCAAGUCGAUUUCAGCAACAUCAAGUCAGAAUAUGCGAUAAAUGAGGACGAUGAGAGUUGCUCUUUCGAUUUUUCAUCUGAAUAUAGAAAAUAUUCAGUAACUUGGCACGAAUCAUUUUUAGAAAUUGAAAGUGAGUUUGUUUUUUCAAAUAAAAUUGUGAAACAACAUUUUCUAGCUGUCGAAAUAUUUGAGAAGUUGGAUCAAUGCAUUUAUUGGCCGCAAUUACCAUUACACAUUCAAGAAAAUGUAAUUUAUCAAAUGGAUGUGAAAAGUAGAUGUAAAUUUGCACAAUGCUCAAAGAAAUCAGAAAAAGAAGCGAAAAGAUCGAAGAACUAUUUGUACAAAAUUGGAGUCUUGGAUAAUUCCGAAUGGUGUUCAGAGUUGCAAUUUGCAUUCAGCGAGAAUUCCGACAAAGAUUUUUGGUUUGAAUUUAUGGAUGAAUAUAGUUAUAACAAUCAGACAAUUGUUUUGUAUAAAACUUGGAAAAAUGGUGAAGAAUUCAUUAAAUGGACAAAGAUUGAGAGUGGUAAACCAUACGAAGUUCGAUUGAAAUAUCUCAAGGAAUAUCUAUCGAAAUAUGAAAAAGUUAUCAAAUAUUUUCAUGUUGGUUGAGCUUUUUUGUGCAUAGAUAGUAAAUUGAAUAAUUUUUGCAGAGCGAAACGAUUCUUCUUCAAGAAAUCUCAAACAAUCUCAACAAUCUUGGAAAUCUCGAGAAAAUAUAUAUUAAGGAUGAUACGGAUGAAUCUUCAGAUUAUUUGAAACUUGGUUACUUGGAUUGGAAAUUGGUAAGAUUAUUUUAGACAAAACCAAUUCAAUUUUUAUUGUUUCAAAUCAGAUUCGUAAAUGCAAACACGUAUUUCUUCACCGUGCUGUUUUGUCAUUCGAACAAGUUCUUGAAUUGGACAUUGAAACUGCUGAAAUUCAAUGUCAUGAUAUGGAAAACAAGAAUAAUUUCAAAAACUAUUUGAAUAUGCUGAAAAACGGAAGAAUUCACAGAAACUUGAAAAAGAUUCGAUUCAACCUUAUAAAACAGGAAAAUAUGGACAUUCGUGAAUUUGGUACUUUGUGGAGAAUCGAGGAAAAUCGUGAAACUCUGACAUUUAGAUUAAAAUCGAAUGUCAUUGAAAAUGGAAUUAUUGAAGUUUUUCAGCAAUUCGGAGAUUCUCAAUGUCAUAUUUUGAUCAAAUGUUAUGAAGAAUUAGAAGGAUAG